Anas platyrhynchos (mallard) is the source of this 931-nucleotide messenger RNA. It is a transcript of the gene MRPL23, whose product is annotated as mitochondrial ribosomal protein L23. NCBI's taxonomy places the organism in Eukaryota, Metazoa, Chordata, Aves, Anseriformes, Anatidae. Gene Ontology annotation, biological process: mitochondrial translation. The record is from RefSeq and is a predicted model, not a curated record. Gene Ontology annotation, cellular component: mitochondrial large ribosomal subunit; ribosome. Gene Ontology annotation, molecular function: structural constituent of ribosome.
GGUGGUGACCACCACCCAAAAAAAAUCAAAAACACACAAAAAACACCCUCGUCACCCCUCCGCUCCAGCAGAGGGCGAGAGCGGGAGCCCCUCCAUGGCGGCGGCGCUUCCGGGCCGUGCCGCGGCCAUGGCGGCGGGCGGCAGGCGGGCUGUGUACCCGCUGUUCCAGCUGGGCGGCCCCCAGCUGCGGAUCUUCCGCCCCAACUUCUUCAUGCUGGCGGUGCGGCCCGGCGUGCCGCAGCCCGAGGACACGGUGCAGUUCCGCGUCUCCAUGGAGCCCACAUGGCUGCAGCAGGCCCCAAGAACAUUGGAAGUCACGUUCAGAAGCUUAGAAAGGACUCUCAGCGCGGGCAGUCAGAAAGCCCACCCUGGCUCCCAGUACAGCAGAAUGACAAAAGUGGAUAUCAAGAAUUACCUUGAAAAAAUAUAUAAUGUGCCAGUAGCUGCUGUGAGGACCAGAAUACAGUAUGGUGCGAACAACAAGAGGAACCACAAGAAUCAGAGAGUGAAGACGCCAGAUUACAAGGUUGCCUAUGUACAACUGGGCAAAGGACAAACCUUUCAGUUUCCCAACCUGUUUCCAGAGAAAGAACAAGACGAAGAAGCUCAAUCUUUUGAUGACUUCAGGAAGAAAUACCUAGAGAAAGAGCAGAAGAUCCAGAAGGGUGACCCCAGACGAGGUGGAGUUCCUGAUUGGUUUGGACUUUGAUGCCAACCAGUUUGAUGAAAAAGCCAGCUGCCUUUUUGUAGGCUCAGAGGAAUUUUGGUCAGCAGAACUUGAACUCUCUUCUUCUUGUAAUGACCAAGGGUUUAUUCUUGAGCAGCCCUUGCUAGAGUGUCUUUUUUCCUGGCUAUUUAUGCACGACUACAACAAAAUGGCCCUAAAGAAAUAAAAAGGUAAAAUAAAUCUGCAUCAGAUCUUCUCUGUGAA